Molecule: messenger RNA, 835 nt
Organism: Thalassophryne amazonica
Lineage: Eukaryota; Metazoa; Chordata; Actinopteri; Batrachoidiformes; Batrachoididae
Gene: chchd4a
Product: coiled-coil-helix-coiled-coil-helix domain containing 4a
Exons: 3
Coding region: 151-618 (155 amino acids)
Biological process (GO): protein import into mitochondrial intermembrane space
Cellular component (GO): mitochondrial intermembrane space
Molecular function (GO): protein-disulfide reductase activity
Source: RefSeq, a predicted model, not a curated record
UGCGCGCACAUGUGCGCCCGGAUGGUGCGAGGCUGCUGGAGCCGGUGGUUUUUCAAACGAAAUGUCGAUAAUUCUGAAGUGAUUAUUUUUCCGGACUCGUUCUCUUUUACCGCAGCGGAGGAGGUUUGACAGACAAACAUAUCGGCAGAGAUGUCGUACUGUAAACAGGAAGGGAAGGAUCGCAUUAUUUUUGUGACCAAGGAAGAUCAUCAAGCUCCAAGCAACGCAGAGUUGAUUGCAGAGGACCCCAACGAUCCUUAUGAGGAACAGGGUCUGAUCCUGCCCAAUGGAGAAAUUAACUGGAAUUGCCCGUGCCUGGGUGGCAUGGCCAGCGGGCCAUGUGGCUCUCAGUUCAAGGAGGCUUUUUCCUGCUUUCACUACAGUAAGGAGGAGGUGAAGGGCUCAGAGUGCAUCGACCAGUUCCGAAACAUGCAGGAGUGCAUGCAAAGGUACCCUGAGCUCUACCCUCAGGAAGACGAUCAAAUCAGCUCCACUCAAUCAGAGUCCAAUGCUGAUUCUGAGGGCUCAGCUUUACCCCAUGAAAGUGACUCUGCUCCAGCUGAGCCGGCUGUCUCAGCGGACAGUACAUCAGCCGCAGACAGCCAGACUUCCAGCUAAUGUCCACUGGUCAGUGCCCGGUCUGUUGCUCGGUGUGGAAGCACUGCCCAGUGUAAAGGAAGGUCCAUGACGUUCUCAGGAUGGUGUGUUCUGAUUGGCCCAACAUGUCUUCUCUGGCCUCCAGCAAACUCCCUGGUUGAGUCAUUAUUUAUGAACACAGUAUAGCAGAGGACCUAGCUGAGACAUGUAUGCACAUCAUUUAGGAGAGGAUAACUCG